Messenger RNA from Dothidotthia symphoricarpi CBS 119687, 3503 nucleotides. Its product is annotated as glycosyltransferase family 2 protein. The transcript has 5 exons. Gene Ontology annotation, cellular component: cell septum; cell periphery. Gene Ontology annotation, molecular function: chitin synthase activity. The record is from RefSeq and is a predicted model, not a curated record. The coding region runs from base 341 to 3043 and encodes 900 amino acids. Lineage: Eukaryota; Fungi; Ascomycota; Dothideomycetes; Pleosporales; Dothidotthiaceae.
CAAAGAGUGCCCCCAAGCCGACGAUCAGUAUCCAGUGCAAGGUGGUGUGGGCAAAUACAUGUAUUGACGCAGGACUGUCCACAGGCAUUGCGAAACCACUUCACCAGCCAACCAGGAUUGCUGUAGCGUUUCAGCCGUUUAGCGCACCUUCCCCGAUUUUCCCAAGUGGCUUAGCGCCGCCGUCUCCUUCAGCUUUCAGCCCUGGACGACUUUCUCCCUCACCUUUAUCAAGCGGCCACCCCAGCUGUGCGCUUGUCCUCUGCAUUCCUCCACCCACCAUCGACCACGCCCUUAUUGAUCAUCGCCAUCUCUAGUGCCAGCUCGCCGACCGCUGCACGUCAUGGCGUACAACAACCAGAACUACGGAGACCCUCACACGGGCUAUGACCGCGAGCACGAAGAUGAGGUCGCCCGCUCGCUGCUCCACGAGAAUGCCGCAGGCACCGCCCAGGACCCCUUCUACGGCAACCCCGAUGCCGCCCGCCCCCACUCGACAUACAGUCUAACAGAGACAUACGCGAGCGACAGGCAGACCAACUACCCGCCACAGGGCCACGAUGGCUCGGAUGUCUACUCGGCCACGGGCGGCUACGACGCGGCGGCUGACUUUGGCGCACCACAACGGGCGCCAUCGCCAUACCAGCGCAGCGAGACCAGCUCGACAGAGGCCUGGCGCCAGCGACAGCAGCCCGGCGGCGGCGCUGCAGGCGGCCUGAAGCGUGGCCUGACGCGUAAGGUUAAGCUUGUGCAGGGCUCCGUCCUCAGUGCGGAUUACCCCGUGCCCAGCGCCAUCCAGAACGCCAUCCAGGCAAAGUACCGCAACGACCUCGAGAGCGGCAGUGAGGAGUUUACGCACAUGCGCUACACGGCCGCAACAUGCGACCCCAACGACUUCACACUCAAGAACGGCUACAAUCUGCGCCCAGCUAUGUACAACCGCCACACGGAGCUACUCAUUGCCGUCACAUACUACAACGAAGACAAGGUUCUCACGGCCCGCACACUGCACGGUGUCAUGCAGAACAUCCGCGACAUUGUCAACCUCAAGAAGUCCGAGUUCUGGAACAAGGGCGGUCCUGCCUGGCAGAAGAUUGUCGUCUGCUUGGUCUUCGAUGGUAUCGACCCCUGUGACAAGGGCACUCUCGACUUGCUUGCCACUAUCGGUAUCUACCAGGACGGUGUCAUGAAGAAGGACAUUGACGGCAAAGAGACGGUUGCCCACAUUUUCGAAUACACAACCCAACUUUCCGUUACCCCCAACCAGCAGCUGAUCCGCCCGCAUGACGACAGCGCCAGCACGCUUCCCCCCGUCCAGAUGAUGUUCUGCCUGAAGCAGAAGAACACCAAGAAGAUUAACUCACACAGAUGGCUCUUCACUGCCAUUGGCCGCAUCCUGAACCCUGAAGUUUGCAUUCUGCUCGAUGCCGGAACCAAGCCCGGCCCGAAAUCCCUUCUUGCGCUCUGGGAGGCUUUCUACAACGACAAGGAUUUGGGCGGUGCCUGCGGUGAGAUUCAUGCUAUGCUCGGUAAAGGUUGGAAAAAUCUGCUCAACCCGCUCAUUGCCGCACAAAAUUUCGAGUACAAAAUCAGUAACAUUCUCGACAAGCCUCUAGAGUCGUCGUUCGGAUACGUCUCUGUGUUGCCUGGUGCUUUCUCUGCCUAUCGUUACCGCGCUAUCAUGGGCAGGCCGCUUGAGCAGUACUUCCACGGUGACCACACGCUUGCCAAGAUCCUCGGAAAGAAGGGUAUUGAGGGUAUGAACAUUUUCAAGAAGAACAUGUUUUUGGCUGAAGAUCGUAUUCUCUGUUUCGAACUCGUCGCCAAAGCUGGCUCCAAAUGGCAUCUUACAUACGUGAAGGCCUCCAAGGGCGAGACUGAUGUACCCGAGGGUGUUGCUGAAUUCAUCGGUCAACGUCGUCGUUGGCUCAACGGUUCGUUCGCUGCCGGUAUCUACUCGCUCUUGCACUUCGGCCGCAUGUACAAGAGUGGUCACAAUAUCGUCCGCAUGUUCUUCCUCCACAUUCAGAUGCUUUACACUUGGUUCAACACGAUUCUCUCCUGGUUCUCUCUGGCUUCCUUUUGGCUUACCACUGCCGUCAUCAUGAAUCUCGUCGGUUCCGAAAAGCCCGAACAACCCGAUUACAGAGCCUGGCCUUUUGGAAACACCGUCACUCCCAUCUUCAACACCGUCCUUCAAUACAUCUAUCUGGCCACUCUGGUCCUGCAGUUCAUUCUCGCUUUCGGUAACAGGCCAAAGGGUUCGCAAUGGUCUUACUUGACCUCCUUCUUCGUCUUUGGCUUCAUCCAGUUUUACAUCGUUGUCCUAUCCAUUUAUUUGGUUAUUCAGGCCUUCGUUUCACCCACAUCACAGAAACUCGAUACCUCAUCCCCGUCUGCGUUUGCCAGUUCAUUCUUCGCUUCAGACGGUGUGGGUAUCAUCAUCAUCGCUCUCUCGGCUACGUAUGGUCUGUACUUUGUGGCUUCGUUCAUGUACCUCGACCCGUGGCACAUGUUUACUUCGUUCCCUCAGUACCUCCUGGUCAUGUCAUCCUAUGUCAACAUCCUCAACGUCUACGCCUUCUCCAACUGGCAUGAUGUGUCUUGGGGUACCAAGGGAUCUGACAAGGCUGAAGCGCUUCCAUCGGCUACUACGCAGAAGGAUGCGAACGGUAAACACACGGUCAUUGAAGAGCCAGAUCUGCCACAAGCCGAUAUCGACAGCCAAUUCGAGGCCACCGUCAAGCGUGCUUUGGCUCCUUACGUAGCUCCGGUUGAGAAGAACGAGAAGUCACUUGAGGAUUCCUACAAGUCCUUCCGUACUCAUCUUUGCACGUUGUGGAUUGGGUCGAACGCUCUUCUUUCGAUUGGUGUUACCACAAAAGAUCUGAACUCGUUCACCAUUUCGACUUCAGCCUCCGAGCGUACCACGCGUUUCUUCCAGGCUCUCCUAUGGUCUACGGCCCUUCUUGCCAUUAUCCGUUUCGCCGGUUGCUGUUGGUUCCUCGGUCGUACCGGUAUCUUCUUCUGCGUCAGGAAGAGGUAAACGCCAAAUCACAGAUACGGUUGCGAUACCUCGCACCGCCCUUGCGACGGCCAAUCUCAGAGCAUGUUUCUCGAUUUUCCCGAUGUUUUUUCAAUCUUGCAGGUGCUGGCGUUCUGGAUAUCCUCGACUCCAGCUGGCUGGUGCUGCGCAGUCUUUGUCACUUUUAUCCAUUGGCAAACCAAAAAUAUCGACUUAUACCAGAUGGAUAACGAAACUAGCCCCUUUUGUAUCAUUUCAUCGGCUAUGUGCACAUUUGAAGCACGUUGCUUGAUGUAGUAUUUUCAUAUCAAUCACUUGACGGCAAACCAUCUGAGCCUGGGAAAUCUCGAUUGCAGAUCAAGGACAUGUUGGUUGAGAGUCCUUUUAUGAAUGGGUACAUGGACGCAAAUCUUGCUUGUUUAUCUCGGACGCUGUCCACUUUAGAAUGAAUCUCAUUUUAGUUUUACAAUCAUGCUCUUUC